CGCAAGGCUUCGCUCCUCCCGCGCUACUGCGGUCACCACCGUUGCUGGCGGUUAAACGGCUUUGCCUUCUUGACGUUACCCUUCUCGGGGAAGAUGGUCUCUGCUGGAUCGUGUUCGUCGGGUGAUGAGAUGACGAAUAAUAACGAAGGAGCAGAUGCGAUGAAAAAGCCCCCUAAAAGGGACAUCAGGCGCUACUAUUGUCAAUAUUGUGGAAUUUGUAGGUCUAAGAAGAAUCUUAUACGGUCUCACAUGCUUACCAACCAUAAGUUUGAACUGGAAGAUGCACAAUCUGAUGAAGUUGAAGGCAUAAACAAAGUGGACAGAAUGAAGCGAUAUACUUGCAAGGAGUGUGGUGCAAGUUUUCGCAAACCAGCUCAUCUGAAGCAGCAUAUGCAGAGCCAUUCUGUUGAGAGACCUUUUUCCUGCCCGGUGGAUGAUUGUCGUGUGAGCUAUAGAAGGAAGGAUCAUUUGACUCGCCAUUUAUUGACUCACCAAGGAAAACUUUUCGCUUGCCCAGUUGACAAUUGCAAUCGCAAAUUUGGAAUAAAGGCCAACAUGAAGAGGCACAUGAGAGAAAUUCAUGAAGACGAAUCUCCUUGUGAAGGUCAAAAGCAAUAUGUUUGCGGUGAAUCUGGAUGUGGGAGAACAUUCAAAUAUCCCUCAAAGUUAAAGAAACAUGAAGAGGCACAUGUUAAAAUGGAUUGUUCAGAAGUUGUUUGCUGUGAACCUGGCUGUACAAAAACAUUCACAAAUGCAGAAUGUCUUAAAGCUCACGUCAGGACUUGUCACCAAUAUGCUGAGUGUGAGGUCUGUGGGACUAAGCAACUAAAGAGGAACUAUAAGCGACACGAACUCAAGCAUGAGCUGAAUGAGAAGACUGAUAGGAUCGAAUGCAAUUUCAAAGAUUGCAAUUGCACAUUUUCAAAUGCAUCAAAUCUCAGACAGCACAUAAGAGCCAUACAUGAAAAAAUGAGGCCAUUCACCUGUCAGUUCUCGGGAUGUGGGAAGAAGUUUCCCUAUAAGCAUGUGAGGGACAAGCAUGAGAAAUCUUGUGUUCAUGAUCAUGUUCAGGGUGACUUCAUCGAAACCGAUGAGCGAUUGCGUUCUCGGCCAAGGGGUGGACGGAAACGGAAAUGCAUGUCCGUAGAGACGCUUCAGCGCAAGAGGGUGGUUCCUCCGAGUCGAGCUUCUGUCCUUGAUGAUGGAGUCAACUAUUUGAGAUGGUUGCUUAAUGAACAGUAGUGUGUGGCCUUUUGAGUAGAUAUGAACAGAUACAUGAUACACGCAGUGGUCUUCGUUGACGUCUCGACCUUUAGAUGAUGAUGACACAAUGAACAGAUAUGUAACUAUAUGUUGUUGUGAUUUGUAAUAUGACUCGUUGAUAAUGACACAAUGAAAUCAAGCAUGCCUUGGAUGAUCGCUCCGUGUUCCUACCGCCACUGUGAUUUUGAAUUUGAGUUGGAACCAACUGCA
Messenger RNA from Musa acuminata subsp. malaccensis (wild Malaysian banana), 1473 nucleotides. Its product is annotated as transcription factor IIIA. Gene Ontology annotation, molecular function: 5S rDNA binding; DNA-binding transcription factor activity. Gene Ontology annotation, cellular component: nucleus; nucleolus. Lineage: Eukaryota; Viridiplantae; Streptophyta; Magnoliopsida; Zingiberales; Musaceae. The record is from RefSeq and is a predicted model, not a curated record. Gene Ontology annotation, biological process: regulation of transcription by RNA polymerase II.